Messenger RNA from Pistacia vera, 3286 nucleotides. Its product is annotated as copper-transporting ATPase HMA4-like. The record is from RefSeq and is a predicted model, not a curated record. Gene Ontology annotation, cellular component: membrane. The transcript has 8 exons. Bases 133 to 3075 code for a protein of 980 amino acids. Lineage: Eukaryota; Viridiplantae; Streptophyta; Magnoliopsida; Sapindales; Anacardiaceae. Gene Ontology annotation, molecular function: ATPase-coupled monoatomic cation transmembrane transporter activity; copper ion binding; ATP hydrolysis activity. Gene Ontology annotation, biological process: monoatomic cation transport.
AGCGUUUAAAUGUGAAGUGGUUACUUAAAAAUUAGUAAAUUCGAGUAUAAUUGUGUUUGCAGUUAUGGGCAGUACUUGUUUACGCGAAAUGUAAAUUGUAAAGGUUUUGAACUUUUUUGUUGUUUAGGGUUGAUGGACGUGAAUUUCAUGAACGGGAAAAUGGAAGUUAAUGGGAGGGAUGAUCUGAAGAAACCUUUAUUGCAGCAUGUAAAUGGUGUUGCAAUUGAUAUCCCACAACAGAUUAAUGAUGGAGGUGACAAAUUUAGGACAGUGAAGUUCAAAAUACGGGAGAUCAAGUGUGCAUCCUGUGCAGCAUCUAUUGAAUCCGUGCUGUUGAGCCUGAAUGGGGUCAAGAGUGCCAUGGUGUCGCCGCUUGAAGGCCAGGCUGCAGUUAAAUAUGUUCCUGAGCUUGUUACUGCAAAACAAAUUAAGGAAACGAUUGAAGAAGCAGGUUUCCCUGUUGAUGAUUUUCCAGAACAAGACAUAGCAGUAUGCCGCCUCAGGAUUAAAGGAAUGAUGUGCACCAGCUGCUCUGAGUCUGUAGAAUGUGCCCUUCAAAUGGUGGAUGGGGUGAAAAAGGCUGUGGUUGGUGUAGCUCUUGAAGAAGCAAAGGUUCACUUUGAUCCAAAUGUCACUGAUACAGACUGUAUCAUUGAAGCAAUAGAAGAUGCUGGCUUUGGAGCCGAUUUGAUUAAUUCUGGCAAUGAUUUUAACAAAGUGCAUUUAAAACUUGAAGGAAUUAAGUCACAGGAAGAUGUUACCUUUAUUCAAACCUUUCUUGAGUCAGCUCAAGGUGUAAAUCAUGUUGAAAUGGAUUUGGCAGAAAAUAAGGUGACGGUUAGCUAUGACCCAGACCUCACUGGUCCAAGAUCUAUUAUACAGUACAUUGAUGGAGCUUCCCAUGGCCCCAGCAUUUAUCGUGCAAGCUUGUAUGCUCCUCCAAGACAAAGGGAAACAGAGCGGCUGCAAGAAACGCGGAUGUACAGGAACCAGUUCUUACUAAGCUGCCUGUUUUCGGUUCCUGUUUUCCUAUUUUCAAUGGUACUUCCAAUGGUUCCUACUUAUGGUAGCUGGUUAGACUACAAGAUUCAUAACAUGCUCACUAUUGGGAUGCUCUUAAGAUGGAUCCUCUGCACACCAGUGCAGUUUGUUGUUGGCCGAAGAUUCUAUGUGGGAUCAUAUCAUGCAUUGAGACGAAAAUCUGCUAAUAUGGAUGUUCUGGUCGCACUUGGCACAAAUGUUGCUUAUAUCUACUCUGUAUAUAUAGCAAUAAAAGCAUUGACUUCAGAUACAUUUGAAGGGCAGGAUUUCUUUGAGACUAGUGCCAUGUUGAUAUCCUUUAUCCUCUUAGGGAAAUAUUUGGAGGUUAUCGCUAAAGGGAAAACAUCAGAUGCUUUAGCAAAGCUGACAGAACUUGCCCCUGAUACAGCUCAUCUUUUAACAUUAGAUGGUGAGGGAAAUGUUCUUUCAGAGAUGGAAAUCAGUACUCAGCUGAUACAGAGGAAUGAUAUAAUCAAAGUUCUUCCAGGAGAAAAAGUUCCUGUUGACGGGAUAGUUAUAGAUGGUCAAAGUCAUGUGAACGAGAGUAUGAUCACAGGAGAGGCAAAGCCCAUUUCUAAAAGACCUGGUGACAAGGUUAUUGGUGGGACCAUGAAUGAGAAUGGUUGCUUACUGGUUAAGGCUACUCAUGUUGGGUCAGAGACUGCACUUUCCCAAAUUGUUCAACUCGUCGAAGCUGCUCAGCUUGCCAGAGCACCUGUUCAGAAAUUAGCUGAUCAGAUCUCAAAGUUUUUUGUUCCGACAGUUGUUGUUGCAGCAUUUAUUACAUGGCUUGGAUGGUUCAUCCCUGGAGUGUUUGGACUUUACCCAAAACAUUGGAUACCAAAGGUCAUGGAUGAGUUUGAGCUUGCUCUGCAGUUUGGUAUUUCAGUAUUGGUGGUUGCUUGCCCAUGUGCUCUUGGACUGGCAACCCCUACUGCUGUCAUGGUUGCCACAGGGAAGGGUGCUUCUCAAGGUGUGCUUAUCAAGGGAGGAAAUGCACUUGAAAAGGCACACAAGGUAAAGACAGUUGUCUUUGACAAGACAGGGACACUGACCGUUGGGAAGCCUGAGGUAGUCAGUGCAGUGCUCUUUUCUCAUUUUUCAAUGGAGGAGUUCUGCGACAUGGCCACUGCUGCUGAGGCAAAUAGCGAGCAUCCAAUAGCGAAAGCUGUGGUGAAGCAUGCUAAGAAGCUGCGUCAGAAGUUUGGCUCCCAUACUGAACAGGUUACUGAGGCUAAGGACUUUGAGGUGCAUACUGGAGCUGGUGUCAGUGGAAAAGUUGGUGACAAAACGGUUUUGGUUGGGAACAAGAGGCUCAUGCGGACGUUUCAUGUCCCUGUUGAAUCUGCAGUCGAGGACUAUAUUUCAGAAAACGAGCAACUGGCCCGAACAUGUGUUUUAGUUGCCAUUGAAGGAAAGGUUGCUGGAGCUUUUGCCGUAACCGAUCCAGUGAAGCCUGAGGCUCAGGUUGUUGUAUCUUUUCUCCGCUCAAUGGGCAUCUCAAGCAUCAUGGUGACUGGUGAUAAUUGGGCCACAGCAACUGCCAUAGCAAAAGAGGCUGGAAUAGAGAAGGUGAUUGCUGAGACAGACCCAAUUGGAAAAGCCGAUAAGAUAAAAGAAUUACAGUUGAAAGGAAUGACGGUAGCUAUGGUGGGAGAUGGAAUAAAUGAUUCGCCAGCCUUAGUUGCGGCCGAUGUAGGGAUGGCAAUCGGUGCAGGUACAGACGUAGCAAUAGAAGCGGCCGAUAUAGUUCUCAUCAAAAGCAACUUGGAAGACGUAAUCACAGCCAUAGAUCUUUCAAGAAAGACCAUUUCCCGAAUCCGUCUCAACUAUGUUUGGGCACUCGGCUACAACAUUCUUGCCAUGCCUAUUGCCGCCGGAAUUCUCUACCCCUUCACCGGAAUCCGACUACCUCCAUGGCUUGCCGGGGCCUGCAUGGCCGCCUCAUCCCUCAGUGUGGUUUGUUCUUCUCUCUUGUUGCAGUCUUAUAAGAAGCCUUUGCAUAUUAAAGCCCCUCAAAGGCCAAUUCACUAGUAGUAGUAUAUCAAGCAAUAAUAAUUAUAAUCUAUAAAAUUGACUAGUUUUUAGCCUCAAAUUGUAUCAUCAAUUGUUCUCAUUGAUGUGCUAUAUAAUCUAAUAAAACUAAAGUGUCAUUUCAAUUCUUUCACCUUAAAAGGGUGAAAUUUUUUAUCCAUGAUAAUAUUUCUGAGAAACCCUAUUGAAGAUCUAAAAGGGGUUUGAAUUA